AUUUCGUUUUUAGCAGAUUUUGGAUUAGAUUUGUGCUUUGUUUGAUCUGGAAUCAGUGUUUAUAAUUUCGAAUUGGAAGAACCUCUCUGCCUGUAUAUAUACAUUUUUGAAUUUUGGAAUCUAAGUUUUUUAUAGCUUAAUGUUAGUUGAUGCUGUACAUGUAUAUAUGUGAAUCCAUGUAACUUUUCGUGUGACCUUUUUCAUACUGAUCAAGAACAUUGAUGCAGCGGAUAAUUAGGAUUAUUUUCAUUUAUUUGUAUUUUAACAUUAUUAUUAAUUAUAUGAUUUACCUUUAGAGGUUUCUAGAAUAUUAGAGAGAUUUAUUAGGGUUUUCUGGUUUUAUUAUAAAUAGUCUAUUCAGGCCUAUUGUAUGGGGGAGUUGAUUUGAUUAAUAAAAUUAAGAGCUUUUAGCUUUUGUGUGAAGAGUAUUCACAAACCCUUGUUUUCAGAUAGAUCCAAAGAGAUCUCAACCAUUUCAGGAAGACAUUGAUCUUAGGUAUUCUUAGACUAAAUAAGAUCUUUGUAUUAUCUUAGCUUCCGCUACGUCAAACAUGGUCGCAAUUGAUCUUUGUUUGCAGUGUCUUGGAGAUAUUUUAGGUUAUUUUGAUGCUUCUUUCUUUAUUAUUUUUCUGAGUUUCCUAUCUCCGCUAUUUUUGGAUCCCGUAGCGGUACUGGUCGUGGUACUGAUCUAAAACGUGAGGGUGGUGGUCGUGGAAACUGAAGAACUACUGAAGAUGACAUUGCUCCAGCUACUGAGGAACCCACCACGGAGGUUGAGAAGAGCCCUGUUUCUGAGAAGCAAGGGGGUGAGGAUGAAACCGCUGAUGCAACCAAAGAAGCCGAAGAGCAAGCACAGAAAGAAGCUGAAGACAAGGAGAUGUCUCUGGAAGAGUUUCCAGAGAGUAUGAGAAAAUCCUGGAGGAGAAGAAGAAGGCUCUGCAAGCCACUAAGGGUCGAGGAAAGAAAAGUUGACACCAAAGUGUUUGAGUCCAUGCAACAGCUUUCUAACAAGAAGACUACUGAGGAGAAAAUCUUCGUCAAGCUGGGAUUUGACAUGGCAAACGCAAAGAUGCUGCCGAGAAGACCAAAAAGAGACCGAAACUUUCUUGCCACCCAAGAAACGCAUGAGACUUGAUGACGAACCAGAAAAAGCCCAAGUGGUUGCGUCUGCUACAAAGACGGUUGCCGUUCGAGGCAAGGUCAAGUACAAAGGAGUGGUUCAACUGCAGAACGGUCAUUGGGGGGUUCAGAUCUACACAGACCAGAAAAGGAUUUGGCUUGGAACUUUCAAAUCCGCUGUUGAAGCGGCCAUGGCUUACGAUAGCGCAUCCAUCAAACUUGGACGCUACGAUGUCAACUCGUACCGGAACUUCCCUCGGUCUGAUGUCACGACACACGAACCGGAAUUCCAAGAUCGCUUCACAACAGAAUCUUUGUUGAACAUGAUCAGAGAAGGAUCUUACCAACAAAAAUUCAGAGAUUUUCUCAGGAGCCGAUCUAAGAUUGUCGGUGGAUCAAAACAAGUCGUCAGAGGAGAAGAAUCGAACAAGGGUUUCUCUCGCACGGAGCUUUAUCAGAAGGAGUUGACACCGAGCGAUGUAGGGAAACUGAAUAGGCUUGUGAUACCUAAGAGGUACGCUGUGAACUAUAUGCCUUCCAUAAGACCAAAGGAGAAAGAAGAGGGUGAAAUAGAGGAAGGUGUGGAGAUUGUGUGUUACGACAGCGAAUUGAGACAAUGGAAAUUUAGGUAUUGUUACUGGAAAAGUAGCCAGAGCUUUGUCAUCACCAGCGGUUGGAAGAGUUUCGUGAGGAAGAAGAAACUCAAGGAGAAGGAUGUCAUCAGCUUUUACACUUGCGAUGUUAAGACAUUAGAAGGUCAAAUCAAGCACUCCUUGAUGAUUGAUGUUCAUUACUCUUCACACAAUGGUUCCGUGGUCCCUGAGGAAGCAAACAUGACGGUUCAUGAUAGUUCAGAGGAAGGAAUGAAAACUGAAAAAUUCGUGAGCUCCAAGUUAAAACAUGAAGAAACCAAAACAGAGGAGAACAAAGGAAGCUUUCUGCUGUUUGGUGUAAGGAUCCACUGUUCUUAGUAGAGAUUUUUUUCUUUCUUUCUGUUUAGAUUUGUUGAAGUAAUCAAUUCUAAUAGUUGAA
Camelina sativa (false flax) is the source of this 2151-nucleotide messenger RNA. The record is from RefSeq and is a predicted model, not a curated record. NCBI's taxonomy places the organism in Eukaryota, Viridiplantae, Streptophyta, Magnoliopsida, Brassicales, Brassicaceae.